GUUUCUGCGUUCACGCUGCCCUGGGUUUAUGGAUGAAACCGGUUAAAGAACUGCUCGUUUUCUUACAAAAUAUCCCUCAGUUUUGUGCGAUAUCGAAGGGCUCUCUGCAGCAUGACAGGACGGAGAUAUGACUGUUAAUGUCACGGUUUAAAUGAUGGCGUCAGGAUGGCGACAGCCUCGAUCAGCUACAUCCGCUUUACUCAUUAACACCAUAAUCAUCUUCAUCAGCACCGGCGCACAGACCCACACCUGUGACCAUAAAGUGCCCCUGCCUACAGAGGUGAUCCAUAAAGUGUUUCUAAAGCCAGAUAGAUUGAUCAAAAGAAGCACUGACCAGCAGUUAAAGAUCCAAAUAGAGUACGACUCCAGCUUGGAUGGGUUAGAUGAAGACAAAAGCAGCCUUGUGAAGGACAAGCUCCUCCCACAGGCUAUUGAUUAUCUUCAGGAGGCCUUCAGGGUUCGUAGGCAGUCUGGCACAAUAUUGCUGAGCAGGCAAUGUGAAACCAAUCAGUACCUUAGAAAGAGAGAUGAUCCGCAUCGCUAUUGUCAGGGACCAUGUGCAGGCAUCACCAAGUGUGGCCCAGUGGUUGUCCCUGAACAACAUUUGCAACAAUGCAGGGUUUGCAGUGAGUCUGGAAAGUCCUGCGGUCCCGCCGGUCCUCCCGAUGGUGAGGGGGUGGCGAGGGCGGAUUUUGUGCUGUACGUGAGCGCGAUGACCACAGAGCGCUGUGGACAAGAGAACAUCGUAGCCUAUGCAGCGUACUGUCAGCUGGAGUCUGAACUGGACAGGCCCAUCGCUGGAUAUGCCAAUCUGUGUCCCAAUAUGAUCUCCACUCAACCUCAGGAGUUUGAAGGAAUGCUUUCCACAGUCAAACACGAGAUCAUACAUGCCCUGGGUUUUUCGGCAGGACUCUUUGCGUUUUACCAUGAUGAUGAUGGGAAACCUUUGACACCACGUUCUGCAAGUGGUCUGCCUGCAUACAAUGAAAGUUUAGGGUUAUAUCAGUGGAGCGAUAAAGUCAUUAAAAGAGCAACUCGGCUGUGGGACAUCCGUGGGGGUCACAUGGUUAGACACACGGUCCAUCUUUUGGCCACUCCACGUGUGGUGGAGGAAGCCAGGAGACAUUUUAAUUGCCCCAUUCUAGAGGGCAUGGAGCUUGAGAACCAGGGUGGCGCUGGAACAGAGUUCAACCAUUGGGAGAAACGUCUGUUAGAGAAUGAGGCAAUGACUGGAUCUCACACCCAGAACAGAGUGUUUUCCAGAAUUACUUUGGCCAUAAUGGAGGAUACAGGGUGGUACAAGGCCAAUUAUAGUAUGGCAGAGAACCUGGAGUGGGGAAGAGGUUUGGGGUGCGACUUUGUGAUGAAAAGCUGUAAAUUCUGGAUAGACCAACAUCGCCAUAGGAGGCCAACACUGAGGCCAUACUGUGAUUCUGUGAGGAGCGCACCUCUGCAGCUCACCUGCAGGCAGGACCAGCUGGCAGUGGCCGUGUGCAACCUGCAAAAGUUUCCUCAUUCACUUCCUGUAGAGUAUCAGUAUUUUGACCAUAUCCCUGGCGUCCCUGAGGCGGAUUUAUCAGCGUAUGGAGGGGCUGUGGAGAUUGCAGACUACUGUCCCUUUAGCCAGGAGUUUAGUUGGCACGUUGGUGGGGAAUACCAGCGCAGCUCUUACUGCAGGGUACAUGAGAAUCAGCCAGCCACAUGGAGAAACUAUGGGGCGGAACAGUACGGCCCAGGAUCAGUGUGUCUAUACCAAAAGUCAGCGUUCGUGAUGGAGCAGUGCACCAAACUAAUGACCUACCCAGACUGGGGCAGUGGUUGCUAUAAGGUGACUUGUACAGCCCAAGGGUUGCUGGUUUGGGUGCAGAACGAGUCCUAUCCAUGUGUCCAUACUGGUCAGGUGAUCAGUGUGAGCGUACGAAUGAAUGGAUGGGUCUACAGCGGGCAGCUCAUCUGCCCCACCUGCUCUGACUUCUGCAGCGACUGCCCCCUCCCUCAUGAGAUACCACCUCUAAACACCACCAAAAGUGCUCGCUUAGAUCCUUGUUCCAGAUCUUCCUGUUUGGUGGUGAACUUAUGGCAGCUCCUGUUAAGUCUUACUCCACUGCUGAUCGGGUUUCUCCUCUGUGGCAGGGACUGAAUUUAGUCCUGGUGGAACGGGUGAAUACGGACAGCUUGCUGCCACGGGCUUCCCUUGAGGUUUAGCUGCCGUGGAGGGCACAACGGCCAUCACUUCUGUAGCGUAGUCUGCGAUCUGAUAACUGUUCUCUAUGCAGAGGUGUGGACUGUAGGUGGGAUUGAAAAGCCAUUGAUUGCACUCCUCCUUGCCUGGCUGUCAGGUGCCAGCGAGCCGUAGAUCCAAUGUGAAGCCAUAGUCAUGGAAGCUGCGGUCGUGCAGCACAGUUAUGCAGGUGCUAAUUAAUGUUCUCUUUGUCUCUCUGAAGGACCUGUAACAUUUUGGGUCGGAACGUAGGCAUCUGGCUGAGAAUGAUGGGAGAUAUUCUCUCUAGUGUUCAGCUCAUGGUGCUCCUCUGCUGUUCUGUGAAAGUACUUGCUGAUGGUAAUGUUUUGAUCAGCGUACAUGUGACUGACGAUGCUUGUGAAUUUGCAUGGAGAAGGGUAGGUGAGAUGUCUGUUCAGGUCAGUGAAAGUGCUGAAUUGAAUAGUUUUUUUGAUAAUUUAUAGAAAUUUGAAUGUUGCCAUUGUGUACGAUAAAUGCGUUAGAAGAGGUUAAAUUGAUUCAUAUUCAGUCCAGAAGUCUGAGAUUACAUUGAAAAGCUAGGAUAAAAAAAAUAAUAUUUGUAGAUGCAUAGAAAAAUAGUAAAGAUAUUAUAAAAAAUAAAGAGAAACACCUUGAUCAUGUGUGUAUAGCUUGGGUGCUGCUGUCAUUACAGGAAAAAAAAGGAGGAUAAACCAAAUACUUACUAAUUCUGAAAUUUUUAAUUCAACCUUUGACUCAGCGUUGUUAUGCUGAUGUUAUAUCUUUUGUAAUACAUUUUAUACUAAAUUAAAUGGCAUUGUCAUUAGUGGUUUCAGACUUUUGGGCCUCUAUUUAGUUUUAUUACAACUAUCAGAUAUACAAAAUUCAGCUUUGAUUAAAGGUGCAGUAAGUGAUUUCUGAGAAACACUGUUGAUAUUUGAAAUCAACGCAAAAAAACACACCCCUUGCUGCGUUGCUCCGCCCCCAAAAAAUGCAUAAACGCGCCCCUGGUCAGAGCCUGACUCCACCCACUGGCAAUAUUUGAAAAAUUGCUGAAAAAGUGGGCAGACUGCAGUGGAGA
Pimephales promelas (fathead minnow) is the source of this 3281-nucleotide messenger RNA. It is a transcript of the gene lmln, whose product is annotated as leishmanolysin-like (metallopeptidase M8 family). Gene Ontology annotation, biological process: proteolysis; cell adhesion. Gene Ontology annotation, molecular function: metalloendopeptidase activity. Gene Ontology annotation, cellular component: cytoplasm; membrane. NCBI's taxonomy places the organism in Eukaryota, Metazoa, Chordata, Actinopteri, Cypriniformes, Leuciscidae. The record is from RefSeq and is a predicted model, not a curated record.